Molecule: messenger RNA, 1285 nt
Organism: Tilletiaria anomala UBC 951
Lineage: Eukaryota; Fungi; Basidiomycota; Exobasidiomycetes; Georgefischeriales; Tilletiariaceae
Exons: 7
Coding region: 126-1250 (374 amino acids)
Biological process (GO): protein sumoylation
Cellular component (GO): SUMO activating enzyme complex; cytoplasm
Molecular function (GO): SUMO activating enzyme activity
Source: RefSeq, a predicted model, not a curated record
GUCUCCAACACUUUUGCACCCUGACGCAUCGAUCGACCUCCUUUCCUCCCAUAUCAUGGCUUCAUGUGCGGAGGUGCAACAGAUGGCCAGCAGCGGUGCCUGUAAACGAUCUGUAUAUGUGCAAAAUGACGCAGACACGCCCGGCAGAGGAGCCGGCAGAAGUUUCGGGUGCCAGUAAACGCGCGCGGACCGCGGGAUCGAAAGCGCAUGACGUGACGGAGGAGGAGGCCGCGCUAUAUGAUCGUCAAAUCAGGCUUUGGGGCCUAGAGGCGCAAAGUCGCAUUCGAAAAGCGCACGUCUUAGUGCAAAAUAUCCAAGGCCUCGCAACAGAGGCAAUCAAGAACAUCGUUCUGAGUGGCAUCGGCAGUCUGACGAUCGUCGAUGCAAACGAGGUCGCAGAGGAGGACCUGAGUAGCGGCUUCUUCUAUCGAGGAAAUGAUGUGGGGAAGCUGAGAGUUGACGCUGCCGCGGCGAGGAUCCAAAAUCUGAACCCCCUUGUCAAGAUCAACACUCUGUCAGAUGCAAGCGUGCUCAAGAACAAGGAGAAGCUUCGCGCGAUGGCCCUCGAUGUAAUUGUUGCUACAUCUGGCAACAAGGAGGAAUUGGUUGCACUGAACAAGAUCUGCCGCGAGCUAUCCCUGAAAUUCUAUGUAUCUCAAGCGCAAGGGCUAGGAGGAUGGCUCUUUUCCGAUCUCGGUGACUCGGCGGAGUACGUCGUGGAGCGCUCGGCUAAUACAGGGGGGCAAGCCGCGGCGGGCCCGCCCGUAAAGAAGAAGUUCAAAUAUUCGCAGCGAUUUGUGCCGCUCAACGAGGCACUCGCAAAGGAGUGGAAGGGCAUGAAUGAGCGCAAGCUGAAGAGACUCAAGCUAAGUGCGGGCUUUUUUGGUACGCUUGCGCUAUGGGAAACCCCGGAAGCAUCGCCGUCCGAGCUCCGAAAGCGAGCAGAGGUGAUCAUGGAGGCCAAGGGCGUCGAUCCAUCCGUCGCCGACGGCGUAAAUGACGAAUUCUAUCAGUCACUUCAUGUCGCAGUAUCAUCCUCAUCGACGGCUUCGGCGAGCGACGGCGGCGGUGGAGGCAUCGGCGACUUUGCACCGACGACUGCCGUCCUUGGCGGCCUUUUGGGUCAGGCGGUACUAAACGGGCUGGGUGGACGGGAAGAGCCAAUCGUUAAUUGGCUACAGCUUGACAGUCUCGCAGGGCAAGCUACAAUCCAUAACCUUGGCGCUGGAGAGCCUAAACUUGUAGUAUAAGUGAAUGGUAGCAUCUGAUGAUAUCCUGAUAUCAG